ACAGGUUUUCCUUUCACGCUGUCGAGGGUACCAGCUCCCGGUGCCUUGGAGCGGAGAGCGGCGGGAAUUGUGGGUCUGCCCUGCAUCUGGUUGAAUAAGCCGUUUGAUUCGUAGGCCGCCCGAACAAUGGCUCUGAGCAAAAUAUUUACCUCACCACUUCUGUCGAAGUUUCAGCAUGUGGCGCCGACGUACGCCUGCGCCCGGCUCAUGUCGACCGGCGGCGACUCGGAGCUGCGCGCGGCGCUCGCCAAGAAGGUCCCCCUCGUGCAGAAUGAGGUGAAGGAGUUCCGUAAGCAACAUGGCGGCACCAAGGUCGGCGAGAUCACCGUCGACAUGAUGUACGGCGGUAUGCGGGGUAUGAAGGGCCUGGUGACGGAGACGUCCGUGCUGGACCCGGAGGAGGGCAUCCGGUUCCGUGGCUACAGCAUCCCCGAGUGCCAGAAGCUGCUGCCGAAGGCCGCCGGCGGCGAGGAGCCACUGCCCGAGGGCCUCUUCUGGCUGCUGCUCACCGGAGACGUGCCCACCGGUGCCCAGGUUCAGUCCGUCUCGAAGGAAUGGGCCGACCGGGCCGACCUGCCCUCGCACGUGGUCACUAUGCUCAACAACUUCCCGGCCAACCUGCACCCGAUGUCGCAGUUCUCGGCCGCCAUCACGGCCCUCAAUUCCGAGUCCAAGUUCGCGCGCGCCUACGCCGAGGGCGUGCACAAGACCAAAUACUGGGAGCUCUGCUACGAGGACGCCAUGGACCUGAUCGCCAAGCUGCCGACGGUGGCAGCCACCAUUUACCGCAACCUCUACCGCGACGGCAGCAGCAUCGGCGCCAUCGAUCCGCAGCUGGACUGGUCGGCCAACUUCUGCCGCAUGCUGGGCUACGACAGCGCCGACUUCACCGAGCUGAUGCGCCUCUAUCUGACCAUUCACAGCGACCACGAGGGCGGCAACGUGUCGGCGCACGCCACCCACCUGGUGGGCUCGGCGCUCAGCGACCCCUAUCUCUCGUUCGCCGCCGGCAUGAACGGCCUGGCCGGCCCGCUGCACGGGCUCGCCAACCAGGAGGUGCUCGUGUGGGUGACGCGGCUGCGCCAGGAGGUGGGCGAUGACGUCACCAACGACCAGCUUAAGGAGUUCAUAUACAAGACGCUCAAGUCGGGCCAGGUGGUGCCCGGCUACGGCCACGCCGUGCUGCGGAAGACCGACCCGCGCUACACCUGCCAGCGCGAGUUCGCCCUCAAACACCUGCCUAAGGACCCCCUGUUCAAGCUGGUGGGACAGCUGUACGAGGUGGUGCCGCCGAUCCUGAUGGAGACGGGCAAGGUGAAGAACCCGUGGCCCAACGUGGACGCCCACUCCGGCUGCCUGCUGCAGUACUACAAGAUGACCGAGAUGUCAUACUACACAGUGCUGUUCGGCGUGUCGCGCGCGCUCGGCGUCAUGGCCUCGCUGGUGUGGGACCGGGCGCUUGGCCUGCCGCUCGAGCGACCCAAGUCCAUGUCGACCGAGGGCCUCAAGAAACUGGUGGGCGCGUAACCGGCGCCGCCUGGCAGAGCCGCGCCGCGCCGCUGUGGGCGUCCGGCGGUGCGAGGGCGCGGCAGGCCGCCGCCCGGCCCCCAUAGACGGUAGUGGGUCGCUCGCGCGUGCGUGCGUGCGUGCGUGCGUGACGGCCGCGUGUGUAGCGGUGACGAUCAGACGAAUCCGCCCUUCUGGCGACCCCCGGACUUGGCUGGCUUUUUCGUGUCUGUCCCCUGUCGGGGCCCGUCGCCCGUGUAGCGUGCUCCGUGUUGAUGUUUUCGAGACGCGUCGUGGCGGCGGGCCGGUGUGGCUCGCGCUGCUCCUUGUGUUCCUUUCCCAGUCGUUUAGCCCAGUACAAAAUUUCAUAUCCCAGUGCAGCCGUUGGGAACAUCCGUCCUGGGCCGAAGCGCACGAGCUCCCAGUGCAGUCCGGCGGCCGACAUCCGGUUGUGCGCGCACGUGGGGGCAGCUCUGUCCGUGGCGUGUCUAUUUAAAUACCUCCUCUCAGGUAUAUUUAUGUGGUGCUGGUGCAGCACGCAUAGUCAGCCAGGGGUGCUCGGGAGCUCGUGUGUUUCGGAUGGGGUGUGAGUGGUGCCGGAUGGUGUUGAACUCGGCUUCCCUGGUGUUGCGCCACGUCGAUGUAAUACGUUCCCACGAAUUAAUUAUGAUCAUGAUUUUAGAGGCACUUUGUUAUUGACCUAAUGCCAAUAAAUGGGGGUGUGGAA
Molecule: messenger RNA, 2233 nt
Organism: Pollicipes pollicipes
Lineage: Eukaryota; Metazoa; Arthropoda; Thecostraca; Pollicipedomorpha; Pollicipedidae
Product: putative citrate synthase 2, mitochondrial
Exons: 7
Coding region: 127-1527 (466 amino acids)
Biological process (GO): carbohydrate metabolic process; citrate metabolic process; tricarboxylic acid cycle
Cellular component (GO): mitochondrial matrix
Source: RefSeq, a predicted model, not a curated record